AUGGUUACUAACCGGCCGCUCUCCUUCUCCGUCGCAAUUUACCGCUUCCACAACCAUUCCACCUCUUUCCUUAUCUCUUCUAAAUCAUCUUCUCCGCCUUAUGUCUCCUCCCCUGCCAAGAGGCCUCUCGUUCUUCGCAUACCCUGCCGCGUCCUCGCCGGAUCUUAUCUUCUUCGGGACGUCGGAGCCACCGCGGGGGUACUCGCCGGCGCCUACGGUCUCGUACUCACUUUCGAUACUCUCACCCGCCGACAGAUUAUCCAGCAGAUCUACCGCCGGAUCCUACGGGAUUACCCAGCUCAUCGAGAGGCUUGCGAAUCCAUUGACGGAGGAGGAAUCGCUCUCUGGUACCACCGGCCGCGGCUGGCCUUCCUCGGAUUAUUUCAUCAAAGUUUGGCUUCCAUGGUGAUUGGUUGGAUUACCCUUACGGCAAAAUGA
Linum trigynum is the source of this 438-nucleotide messenger RNA. The record is from the annotation of a GenBank genome assembly. Lineage: Eukaryota; Viridiplantae; Streptophyta; Magnoliopsida; Malpighiales; Linaceae.